Coniosporium apollinis CBS 100218 is the source of this 516-nucleotide messenger RNA. RefSeq lists its product as uncharacterized. The transcript has 2 exons. Lineage: Eukaryota; Fungi; Ascomycota; Dothideomycetes. The record is from RefSeq and is a predicted model, not a curated record. Bases 1 to 516 code for a protein of 171 amino acids.
AUGUUACAGGAGAAGUUGGAGAGCAAAUUAGACCUCCAUACCCUGCGGUCAGACAAUCAGGACGAAGGGGCGAUCGACAUACAGAGCGUUCGGAACGGAGACAAGGCCAGCCAGAUAAGACUCUCGAUUAAUUAUGAGUCACCGCCGGUCGACCUUCCCACAAAGCUCUACAUCCUAGUGACGUCGGGCUGUCUGCUGCAGUACGCCGGGGAAGGCCCGUCCGACAGACUACCGGAGAAGAUUCUGCAGCUUGGAAAAGAUUCUGCAGCAUUCGCUAUCCGACGCAACGUCCUUGAAAUCGCGGCAAGCUUCUGUGCGCCAGUCAACGGAUGCGCCGUCCGUGUCUACAACGACUGUGUCGAACGAGCAGGUACAACUCAACAAUCUGCGAGAAAGCUCGCGCCUAUCGAUCAUGUCUUCAGCAACGUCAGGCACGGGUACAAUAACGAUCGCAACAUCUCGCGCUUCCUCAGCGCCAACGUCGCCCGUAACAGACGCUUUUGCAAGUUCGGAUAG